AUGGGCAGUCAGACAAUGUUGACAAGUAUUACGAGGUUGAUUUUGCUUGUGGUGUUUCUUGGAUGGCUCGUGAUUUGGACCAUGUUGCCUACAAAAACCUACAAAAAUGUCUGGACACUCAACCUACAAAGCAAGCUCAAUUCUACAUAUUUUGGAGCGCAAGGGGUAAAUCUUCUGCUUCUCUCCUUCCCAAUGAUGCUAAUAGCAGCUUUAAGCUGUGUUUAUCUCCAUUUUCAAAAGCAAUCAAAUAGUAGUGUCAUUACAACAAGUCGCUUGACAUUUUGGAGACGUCCGGCGGUUGUAAAGGCUCCUCUGGGAAUUGUUACGGCAAUGGAGCUUGCUUUUGCGAUCAUGUUCGCUGCACUCUUGGUCUGGUCUCUUGCCAACUACUUAUAUGUCAGCUUUGGCCACCUCCAUAUGCAUAAAGAUGGAGAGAAAGUGUGGGAAGCGAAGUUUCGAAGUGUUUCAUUGAGAUUGGGGUACAUUGGAAACAUAUGCUGGGCAUUUCUCUUCUUUCCUGUAACUCGAGGGUCUUCAAUUUUGCCUCUAUUUGGGCUCACAUCCGAGUCGAGUAUUAAAUAUCAUAGUUGGCUUGGCCAUCUCUCGAUGAUACUUUUUGUUGCACACACCCUAGGCUUCAUCAUCUACUGGGGCAUCACUCAUCAAAUGGCUCUGAUUCUUGAAUGGAGCAAAACUUAUGUAUCAAAUGUAGCUGGGGUCAUUGCAAUUGUGUUUGCAAUGGCAAUGUGGGUGACAAGCAUUCCACGUAUCAGAAGAAAAAUGUUCGAAGUUUUUUUCUACACCCAUAAUCUCUACCCACUCUACGUCUUCUUCUACAUCUUGCAUGUUGGUGCCUCCUACUUCUGCAUGAUCCUUCCUGGGAUCUUCCUCUUCAUCGUUGAUAGAUACUUGAGAUUUUUACAAUCUUACCAACGAGCCGGCUUAAUCUCAGCACGAGUUUUACCAUGUGGAACCAUUGAGCUCAACUUCUCCAAGACCCAAGGGUUGGAUUAUAAUCCCACUAGCAUCUUGUUUAUUAAUGUGCCUAGCAUAUCCAAGAUGCAAUGGCACCCCUUUACAGUGACUUCAAACUCUAACAUGGAGCCAGAUAAGCUGAGUGUUGUGAUUAAGAACCAAGGAAGUUGGUCUCAAAAAAUCUACAAGCAACUUUCUUCUAAUGUGGAUCAUAUCCAAGUUUCUGUUGAAGGACCUUAUGGCCCUGUUUCAUCUCAUUUCCUAAGGCAUGAGGCUCUGGUGAUGUUCAGUGGAGGAAGUGGAAUUACUCCUAUGAUUUCCAUAAUCCGCGAGAUUAUUUUCCAAAGCACCAAACCAGACUGCCAUGUGCCACGUGUACGGCUCAUCUGUGCCUUCAAGAACUCAGCCGAUCUCUCCAUGCUACAACUAUUGCUUCCUAUCUCUUGGGCUCCUGCUGAUUUUGCUGCCCAAAUAGACUUGGAAAUCGAAGCCUACGUGACCAGAGAAACAGAGCAGCCUCCGGCAGAGGCCCAAAGGGACAUUCAAACAGUAUGGUUUAAACCCGACCCGCUGGACUCGCCCGUUUCUGCUGUUUUAGGCCCAAAUAGCUGGCUAUGGCUAGCUGCAAUAGUCUCGUCCUCAUUUGUCUUGUUCCUCUUUGUUUUGGGCCUCACCACUCGUUUCUACAUUUACCCAAUUGACCACAACACUGGAGAAAAUUACCAUUUCUCUUUCACAUGUCUUUGGUACAUGUUUUUGGUCUGUGCCUCCAUUCUCAUGGUGUCUAGCUUAGUGUUCCUUUGGUGCAAGAGACAAAAUGCCAUGGAAGGGAAGCAAGUUCAGAACGUAGAUGCCUAUGGAACUCAUGAUCAAGAACUUGAAAGUCAUCCACAGAAUCAAGAGUGCCCAAUUGCUCAAGCCACCCAGGUGCAUUAUGGAACAAGGCCUGAUCUCAAAAAAAUUCUGUUGGGGUCCAAAGAAUCUGAUGUGGGAGUUUUGGUGUGUGGGCCAAGGAAGAUGAGACAUGAGGUUGCUAAAAUUUGUUCAUCUGGUUUGGCAGAUAAUCUGCAUUUCGAGUCCAUUAGCUACAACUGGUGA
This is a messenger RNA of Prunus armeniaca (apricot), 2073 nucleotides long. The record is from the annotation of a GenBank genome assembly. NCBI's taxonomy places the organism in Eukaryota, Viridiplantae, Streptophyta, Magnoliopsida, Rosales, Rosaceae.